Molecule: messenger RNA, 3248 nt
Organism: Rubroshorea leprosula
Lineage: Eukaryota; Viridiplantae; Streptophyta; Magnoliopsida; Malvales; Dipterocarpaceae
Source: the annotation of a GenBank genome assembly
CCGAAGAAGCUACGAAUCUUCCCGUCGUGCCGUUUGGUGUUCAAAAACCUCCAGCUAAAUCCCACCGCCGCCCCUCCUCCUCCUCCUCCUCCUCCUCCUUUGCCUUUAAGAAACCGGAUUUGUUAAACACGGCUCUCAGUUUUUUCUCCGUUUUCAGGCCACAUGCGGAUGGUACGCCUUCUGAUUCGUGUUUUCUGCUUCUUGUUACUGUUAAUCGCUGGCGUAUCGAGCGCCGCCGAUGACGAAUCGCCGGAGGACAAGAGUACGCCGGUCCUGCUCUCCAACUUGCGGAUCCAUGAUUCCGUGAGGGUGGAUCGAGCGGGAAGCAGAUUGCUUUUGUCGCAUUCUGACCGGGAAACAGAAAUUUCUGCUAAGCUGGAUGGAACAAUUUGUUUAAGAAGGAGACUUUCUCAGAGAGAAAUCUGGUCCUUCUCAUCAGGAUCACCAAUUUACCAAGAGUAUCAAGCUCCAGGAAUCACCGGUUUCUUCAUGUCCUAUGGAAAGGAUGGGCAGUUGUAUGCGCAUCCCUCUGCCAAUAACACGAUGAAGCUUCAAACCACUAUUGAAGAAUUUAUCAAGCCCUUGCCAGUGGUGUUAGAGAAUGGAGAAAUUAUACUUGGUUCCAAGAGGACUACUGUCUAUGUGGUUGAUGCCAUUACAGGAGAACUUUUGCGCAUUUAUGGAUCACCAGAUUCACCAUCUAUUUUGCAGAGUGAUGAGAAGGUCAAUUCUUUGCAUGAUAAUAACAACCUCAAUAAGGAGCUGGUAAAGUCUGGCCCUGAAAAUACUUCUCGGCAGCAAAUUCACAUCACAAGGACUGAUUACACAAUUCAGUCUUUUCAUUCAAACUCCGACAAUAUUUCCUGGAGUAUGACAGUGGCUGAAAUUGGGGCUGUAUUACUUUGCCAAGAUUAUGAUUUUCCUUUCAUUACAGCUACUUUGCAAUCAAGCUAUGACCUUGGUUGUCAAAUUGGAAGUGAUUUUGACAUGCCAUUUGGAUGUCGUACAAAAAAUGUUGUCAUUCGUGAGCUUGAUAAUUUAGAAUCUAUAAGUAGCACUAAUCAUGACAACCCAAUGCUCCCAUUGCCUGUUUCUGGUGAGCUUGCUCUUGAGGCCAAUAUUGAAGGGUUACGAGAUCGUGGGAUGCUCCCAGCUGCUUCUUCAGGGCCUUUCCCUCCUUCACUACUCAACUCUGAUAACUCAUUAAGCUUUUCUGACAAUAAAGAAGCUGUUCUCUACAUUCCUCCUGUGGAGACAAAUGAGUUGACAACUGUUAGAAUGCCUUAUGAUGGAGUGUUAAGCAUAUUUUCUGAACGAUCAGCAGUAUUACUCUUUACUUUGCUUAUCAUAAUUAUUAUGGGCUUUCUUGUCUACCGCUAUGUUAUUGUGGCCAAAGAGCUAGCUGCACUGAAAGGUCAACCCAGUACUUCUGGUUUAAAUGUUACUCCUUCCAAGAAGAAGAAAAUCAGAAGAUCAGGGAAGAGUGGUGGCUCUGGUGAGAAAAAGGAUAAUCAUAUCUCAUCGGGGAACGAGGAUGGAUUUUCAUCCAUAGAGGGUGAGAAGAAACAGUUGUUAAAUCUUAAUAAACUUGUUGAUGGUAGCGGUGAUGGGCGUACAAUUGGCAAGCUAGUUAUAUCAAAUACAGAAAUUGCUAAGGGAAGUAAUGGCACAGUUGUACUUGAGGGAUUCUAUGAAGGGCGACCAGUUGCUGUGAAACGCCUUGUCCUAGCACAUCAUGAUGUGGCUGUUAAAGAAAUACAGAACCUCAUUGCCUCUGAUCGACAUCCAAAUAUUGUUAGAUGGUACGGAGUGGAGCAUGAUCUGGAUUUUGUUUAUCUUGCUCUGGAGCGUUGCUCUUGUAGCAUGGAUGAUCUUGUCCAAAUUUAUUCAGACGACUCCCAGAGCCAAGCCUUCACCAAAGACCAAACUUCAAGAGCUAUGACUGAGUAUAAAGUUCACUUAGAAUUGGUGAAAGGUGUCAUGCAGGAUCUUGUUUUGUGGAAAGACAAUGGCCAUCCAUCACCUCUAUUAUUGAAAUUAAUGAGGGAUGUGGUUGCUGGGCUCGCACAUUUGCAUGAAUUGGGAAUUAUUCAUCGUGAUCUAAAGCCUCAAAAUGUGUUGAUAAUUAAGGAGAAGUACUUAUGUGCAAAGGUUUCUGAUAUGGGUAUCAGUAAACGCCUUCUCCAGGAUAAAUCAUCCUUGGAUCUUCAUGCCACUGGUUGUGGUAGUUCCGGUUGGCAAGCACCUGAACAGCUUCUUCAUGGACGCCAAACACGAGCAGUUGAUAUGUUCAGUUUAGGUUGCGUCCUCUUUUUCUUUAUUACUGGGGGAAGGCACCCAUUUGGUGAUCGUCUUGAACGUGAUAUCAACAUUGUGAAGAGCCACAUGGACCUCUUUUUAGUGGACUGUAUACCUGAAGCAGUGGACUUAAUUUCUUGUUUAUUAAACCCUGACCCUGACUUGAGGCCAAAUGCGUUGGAGGUGUUGCACCAUCCUCUGUUCUGGAAUCCUGAGACAAGACUGUCAUUUUUUCGAGACACCAGUGACAGGGUCGAAUUAGAAGACAGGGAGGCUGGUUCUCAGAUCUUGAAAGGAUUGGAGAGUAUUGCACCACUGGCUCUAGGUGGAAAAUGGGAUGAGAAAAUGGAGCCUGCAUUCAUCACUAACAUUGGCCAUUAUCGCCGCUAUAAGUAUGACAGUGUCAGAGACUUGUUGCGAGUUAUGCGAAACAAGUUGAAUCAUUAUAGAGAGCUUCCAAAAGAAAUUCAGGAACUUGUAGGGCCUGUACCAGAAGGUUUUGAUAAUUAUUUUGCCAGUAGAUACCCGAAACUCUUGAUUGAAGUAUACAAAGUCAUAUACAGAUACUGUAGGGAAGAGGGUUGCUUUCAGAAGUAUUUUAGAGGCAAUGUUGUUUAAAUCCUCUGUAACCUUCUUAGUUUAUCAAAAACAGAAGCAGCUGGUUGCCAGAAGACGGAUCAAAGGUAUCAUUAUCUCAGUUACCAGCCCCCUCAGGUUGUAUAUAUUACCGCUGUAAGCCUGUAACUGUACCAAUCUAAUAAUGUAAAGCCGCCUGUAGGCUCUGUAAUUUAUAAAGUUUGGCUAAUUCACUGAUUUAUCUUACCCCUUUAGAGAGUUGUUUCAACUACGAGGCUAAAGUAUCAUUUGUGUGUACUACACAUAACACCUUUUCUCACAACACAUUAUUUAAAAAUGUAAACAAAAAAAUGUAAUAUAGUUUAAUCUGUAUU